Molecule: messenger RNA, 3475 nt
Organism: Gadus chalcogrammus (walleye pollock)
Lineage: Eukaryota; Metazoa; Chordata; Actinopteri; Gadiformes; Gadidae
Product: zinc finger FYVE domain-containing protein 1-like
Exons: 11
Coding region: 1003-3459 (818 amino acids)
Molecular function (GO): zinc ion binding
Source: RefSeq, a predicted model, not a curated record
CUGAAAAUAAUCUGAUCAGCUGAUCUGGCAAACAAAAUAACGCCACAUAGAUCUGCCAGGGAGGGGGCCGACGAACAAAACAAUGACAGUGCUCGGGAAGACACCAAUGCAAUAACCUAUUUAAAACACCUCUCGGCCGUAACCGUGCAUAUUUAUCCGCGUUCUGCCGCCAGAUCUCAGGACAUCCGCUGGUCUCCGGAGCUUUGACAGCGGCUGGUGUUGUUGUUGUUGUGGUUGUAAGUUCACCGAGGAGCCCGGUUACCAAACAAGGAGCCUCCGACUGCUUCUGCACGACCACCGCUUGUUUAUACUCACUGGCUGGUGUAUUUUUUCAUUGGCCCUUUGCCCAUUGAUGCUUACUUUGGGUUUAUUUCCCGAUAUGAGAAAUAAUCUGGGGAUCAACGAGCUAGUGAAAGUCCACUUCCUAGCUAGCCGUGACUAGCUACGUCUGUUUGCACAGUGUUAUCUCAGUGGGGGGUUCAUUGUCUUGUUGUUGUGCUGGUGUCUCAACUACGCUUUCGAAAUCGGUCAUUUUACUACUUCUUUCUUUUAAAGCAAAUAAUCGAUGUUAUGUUUUCCACGAUGUUCUGCACACAGUUUGUGUUUACUACUUGAAAUCUAGUGACGAAAUCCUCGCCUGCUCCCAGCUGAGCGAACAUUGUAGCUUGACGUUUGAUUGUGUCCUUAUCGUCCACUCUAUAUGUGCAACUUCUCACCAAGUCUUUUUUUAAAUCACUCCUUUCUGUUGAAAUAUAUGUAAACAGCCUCAUGAGCAAGUUGCACUGACCCAUAUUGCUAGAGGUCAAAUGGAGCAUUGUUUCAAUACAGUUUAAUUUCUGCCACAUACACAUUGUUUUUCCAUGGGCUACUCUUGAGUUAUAUGCCAUUAAUACAGUAUUCGGGUUUUGUUUUUGCUCUUGAUUGCUAGUGGAAUCUGUUGGAAGUCUUCCUCCAAGCUGUUCCAGUUAGUAGUACAUUGUGUCCCGGUUAACCUCGUGAGAAAUGAUGAGUGGCCAUGGCUCUUCUACAGAAAAGGGAGUCAAUAGUACUAAUCUAAUAUGUCAAGAAAGCUAUGCCUGCGGUGGCUCUGACGAGGCUGCGUUUGAAUGUAAUGAGUGCCAAAAGUUGCAAUGCGUCCAAUGUGAGGCAGGGCUCCAUAGUCAAGAACAUCUGAAGGGCCACGAGCGCCUGCCCAUAGGCCCGGGACACAUCCCGUACUGUGACAGUUGCAGAGGGAGUAACGGGAGUUCUGAAACGAAAAACAGAUCUGUCAUCCGCUGCCUCACCUGCAAAGUGAACUUGUGUCAAGACUGUCAGAAACGCACCCACAGCGGUGGAAACAAAAGGAAACACCCAGUUACAGCCUACCCUAAACUUGCUUUGGACAACUCGGUGCAGACCCCUGCUCAGACACCUGCUGCUCCCCCUGCUCAGACCUCUGCUCAACGCCCCACUCAGCCCCCUGCUCAGCGCCCCGCUCAGACUCCUGCUCAAUCCACUGCUCAACCUCCUGGCCAGACCCCCAUCCGAACAGACAAUGACAACAAAGUUCAGGCAGCAAGACUUCUGGAGAAUGUGGCCAGUUUCCUUCUGGUGGAUGAAAAUGAGGAGAUGCAGAUAAAGGAUGAAGCUGCGUUCGUGAAGAAGCUGGGCUGCGAGCGGGACCGUCUGCUGAAGGUGGUGUCCAUCUUUGGCAACACCGGGGAGGGGAAAUCCCACACGCUGAACCACACCUUCUUCAUGGGGAAGGAGGUGUUCAAGACCUCCCCGGCGCAGGAGUCGUGCACGGUGGGCGUGUGGGCGGCGUUCGACCCCGUGCGCAAGGUGGUGGUGAUCGACACGGAGGGCCUGCUGGGGAACAGCUCCAAGCAGGGCCAGAGGACCCGCCUCCUGCUCAAGGUGCUGGCCAUCUCGGACCUCAUCGUGUACCGCACGCACGCCGACCGCCUCCACGACGACCUCUUCAAGUUCCUGGGCGACGCCUCCGACGCCUACCUGAAGCACUUCACCAAGGAGCUGAAGGCCUCCAUCGCCCGCUGCGGCCUGGACGUCCCGCUGUCCAGCAUCGGCCCCGCGGUGGUCAUCUUCCACGAGACCGUCCACACCAAGCUGCUCGGUUCAGGUAAGACAUCGGAGCCGGUUGACAGGCUCCUGCUGGAGCGCUUCAGGAAGCUGGGUCGCUUCCCAGAAGCCUUCAGCUCUGUCCAGUACCGAGGCACCCAGACCCUCAGCCCCCCCACUGACUUCAGUGGCCUGAAGGCGAGCCUGGAGCAGCUCUUGGACAACAACGCCACCCGUUCCCCUCGCACCCCCGUGGUUAUCUUCAAAGCCCUGCAGGCCCUUAGCGAUCGCUUCUGCGGCGAGAUCUCAGACGAGCUGGUGGCCCACGGCUGCUUCUUCCCCGAUGAGUACUUCACCUGCUCCUCUCUCUGCCUCGGUUGCGGAUGUGGCUGCAAGAACAGUAUGAACCACCUGGGGGAGGGAGUGUGCCACGAAGCCAAGCAUCGCUGCCGCUACUCGCCCCAGUACGACAACCGCAUCUACACAUGCAAGGCUUGUUAUGAAAGGGGACAGGAAGUGAUGGUGGUUCCCAAGACCUCUGCGUCCUGUGACUCGCCGUGGCUGGGUUUGGCCAAAUACGCCUGGUCUGGGUAUGUGAUUGAAUGCCCCACCUGUGGAGUCAUCUAUCGUAGCCGCCAGUACUGGUAUGGAAACCAGGACCCCGUGGACACCGUGGUCCGUACCGAGAUCCAGCACAUAUGGCCCGGGUCGGACGGCUUCCUGAAGGACAACAGCAACGCGGCGCAGCGGCUUCUGGACGGGGUCAACCUGGUGGCUCAGUCGGUGUCGGAGCUCAGCGUCAAGCCCGCCAAGGCCGUCACCUCCUGGCUGACGGACCAGAUCGCCCCGGCCUACUGGAAACCCAACUCCCUCAUCCUGACGUGCCACAAAUGUCAGGCGGUCUUCCAGGACAAUGACAACAAGCAUCACUGCCGUGCCUGCGGGGAGGGCUUCUGCGAUGGCUGCUCCUCCAGAGCCACGCCCAUCCCAGAGAGGGGCUGGGGCCCCGCCCCGGUCAGGGUCUGCGACCUGUGCUUCGAGCAGCGGGCGUCCCACGCAGACCUGCUGGAGGAGGAGGAGGAGGGAGGAACGCUGGCCAGGAAGGUGGGGGAGGUGGUGACUAACACUCUGGGGGCGGUGGCCACCGCCAUCGACAUCCCUCUUGGUCUGGUGAAGGACGCGGCCCGGCCCGCCUACUGGGUGCCCGACCAGGACAUCCUGUGCUGCCACAGCUGCCGGCGCGAGUUCAGCGCCAAGCUGUCCAAGCAUCACUGCCGCGCCUGCGGGCAGGGCGUGUGUGACGACUGCUCCCCGGAGCGCCGCCCCGUGCCCUCACGAGGCUGGGACCACCCCGUGCGUGUGUGCACUCCCUGUGACCGGAAGCCCGGGGAGCUUUAACAGCGAGCGCAUCAGG